AUGCCGAAGCUGGAACCUCAUCUUCAGAAGGCGCUGCUGUAUGAUGCAUCUCUAUCGAAGAAUCAGUUUGAGUUGGUUCGAAAGUAUUUGAUUGUGGCACUCGGAUACAAUCCAUUCCAACCCGUCUCCAUGAUCAAAGCUCUUGACGUGGAGGUAUUUCAGCCAACGCACCUGUCGUUCAAGGAAGAUAAGCAAAACAAAAUGAGCCAUUACCGACCAGUUGAUGAAGCGAGCAAGUGGCAUUGGACAAGGCAACAACAAGACUUACAGAGGAGGAGAUAUCAAAAGAAUCGCAAGUGUCACAUCGUCUUUGGGGGGGACCAUGGCCAAGGAGCCUUUCGUGCUGUGGCGACGAUUCUACUCUUGUCCAAAGGCCACGUCCACAAGUAUGAGCUUGAGCUGGAGAAUGACUUUCUUUGUGGCUUCAUAGAGUGCAAGAAGGAUAACGCGGUAACACUGAACUAUUCCCUUGCAAAGCCACUCAAUGAUUCCUUGAAGAGAACUGGACCGGAGCUUGUAUUUUGCCAAGACGAGGACUCCAAUCGGUUCAUCGAGUGGGGGAGGACGGACGAGAUCAGUCGACGGGAAGGCAUCAUUGUCUUGCAUUCGGUUGAUGUAGAGUUGUUUAUGGUUGGAGACCUCAAGUUUCAGCUGAUGGUUGAAGGUAGAGUUGGCAGUGGUCAUUGGUGCGCUCGUUGUAAGCUGGGGAAGACCGAGUGGAGCAACGCAGAAAGCUGCAUCGCAUGUGGUGAAGCUUGGACUUGGGAAAAGAUCGCUGCUCAAAAGCAGUCAGCUGCACGGAUCCAACAGCAGAAGAAGAGACAACCCAAGCCAAAUGAAACCCGGGGAUGUGUACAGCCUCCGAUCUUUGAUGCCAUUCCGGUGCAAAACUACCUCACUCCGGUGUUACACGAUGUGGACCUCUUUACCAACACAGUCAAAUCGCUGUUUGAUUCAUAUGUCGACUAUAGACUUGAGAACAGACCGAAAGAGGUGCUGGAAGUUAGGUGGGCGGAAGCAGAUGGGAUAAUUGAUGAGGAGGAAGCUGAUGAUAGAGUUUACACAGCAACUGACUUACUGAAGACAGCGAAAGCAUUGGGCAAUCCCCUUCUGAUAACCGAAGCAAAGGAAUCAUUGGAAGCGGCCAAAGAGAACUGA
Molecule: messenger RNA, 1158 nt
Organism: Seminavis robusta
Lineage: Eukaryota; Bacillariophyta; Bacillariophyceae; Naviculales; Naviculaceae
Source: the annotation of a GenBank genome assembly